Messenger RNA from Colossoma macropomum (tambaqui), 1313 nucleotides. RefSeq names its product cadherin-15-like. The coding region runs from base 1 to 900 and encodes 299 amino acids. Gene Ontology annotation, cellular component: adherens junction; catenin complex. Gene Ontology annotation, molecular function: calcium ion binding; cadherin binding. Gene Ontology annotation, biological process: calcium-dependent cell-cell adhesion; multicellular organism development; cell-cell junction assembly. NCBI's taxonomy places the organism in Eukaryota, Metazoa, Chordata, Actinopteri, Characiformes, Serrasalmidae. The transcript is spliced from 4 exons. The record is from RefSeq and is a predicted model, not a curated record.
AUGACCACAUGCUGGUGUCCAGCAGGUCAGUUGGCUGUUGCUGAUGAGCUCACAGGGGUGGUGCAGUGCGCUGCGUCCCCAUGCGGCCCCUCCACAUGCCGGAAUGGAGGCACUUGUCUGGCUCACUCCACCAAAAGUUACCAGUGCCGCUGCCCGGAGGGCUUCAGGGGCCAGUGGUGUGAGCUGGGGCAGACCAAAGCCCUGCGCCUCACUGCGCUCAGCCCCAGCUCCAUCCUCGCCAUCAGCAUGUGCCUGCUUGUCUUCUUCGCCGUGCUGGUGGCAGUGACCGUGUGGAACCAGAAGGGCAGUCGGAAUAAGUUCCGGAAGCGCGGAGUGUAUCACAUCCCGGCGGAGCACGAGAGCUGGGAGGACAUCCGGGAGAACAUCCUCAACUACAACGAGGAGGGCGGCGGAGAGCAGGACCAGAAUGCGUAUGACAUCACGGAGCUGAAGAGGCCACUGUGCUCCAGCCUGUCUCAGUCUUCGUCCUGCACUACGGCUCCUCUCAUCAAGUCCUCUCAAGGCUCUCAGGAGGAGGUGCACCCGGGUGGGCCACUGACCUACCACCACAACCCGGGCUGCAGCACACACUGCGCCAUGGACUUCAAGAACUAUGUGGCGCGGAUCAUCUGGGAGGCGGACAACGAUAGCCUGGCCUUCCCCAUGGACACCUACCAUGUGUACUGCAUAGAGGGCGAGGGGUCCAGCGCAGGCAGCCUCAGCUCUCUCAGCUCCGCCAUCCCUGAGGAUGACUUCAGUUAUGACUACCUGCGUCACUGGGGGCCCAAGUUCGAGGGCCUGAGUGAGCUGUACCGUAGGCCGGAGCUGGCCCUCACUUACAGGGAUGCUGUCCAGAGCCAGAACCACAGCCAGAGCAAAAGCCUCGAGCAACUGCAGUAAUGCCGCUUUCACAAAGAUAUUUUGGUAUCCUUCAAAAAACUAAUUGGUAUGCGUUAGUGGUUUGUUGUGGGCAGAGAUCGGCAUGAGCGGGCAAGUCAUUCAAAUAUGAAUGCUUGUAAAGAAAAACUGCUAGUGGUUGCUGGUCCUCACAGAAGUAAGUGAAACAUGCAUAGCUCCUCUGGCCUGAGGCAUGAGCUUUUCUUAUAGAUCAGGGGUGCCUAAACCUAGUCCUGGAGAUCUGCCCCCUGAAGAGUUUAGGUCCAACACACAGUACUGUGCAAAAGUCAGAGGCCACUCUUCCUUUACUUCAUUUCCUGUCACAGUUGGAUUGUGAGAAGCAGAAAAUGCAACCAACUUCUAAGACUGAACUUUGGAAGUGUGGAAAAAUGUCCCUGCAGAUUUCUUUGAAAAAA